This is a messenger RNA of Podarcis muralis (Common wall lizard), 20338 nucleotides long. RefSeq names its product cut like homeobox 1 (gene CUX1). Lineage: Eukaryota; Metazoa; Chordata; Lepidosauria; Squamata; Lacertidae. Gene Ontology annotation, molecular function: RNA polymerase II transcription regulatory region sequence-specific DNA binding; DNA-binding transcription factor activity, RNA polymerase II-specific. Gene Ontology annotation, biological process: regulation of transcription by RNA polymerase II; intra-Golgi vesicle-mediated transport. The record is from RefSeq and is a predicted model, not a curated record. Gene Ontology annotation, cellular component: nucleus; Golgi membrane.
CAGCCCCCUCUCCCUCCCUCCCUCCCUCCCCUCUCUCUCUCUCUCCUCUCUCUCUCCCUCGCUCGAUCCGCCGCUCACUUCUGUCUCAAUAUGUCUCAAGAUGGCGGCCAAUGUGGGAUCGAUGUUUCAAUAUUGGAAGCGCUUUGAUUUACAGCAGCUGCAGGUCAGGCUCCGGGGUCCGCUCGCGGAGGGAGCUUGAUGCCACAGCGACAGUGUUGGCAAACCGCCAAGAUGAAAGUGAACAAUCAAGAAAGAAGCUUAUUGAACAAAGCCGUGAGUUCAAGAAAAACACUCCAGAGGACCUGCGCAAACAGGUAGCUCCACUACUGAAAAGUUUCCAGGGCGAGAUUGAUGCUUUGGGCAAAAGAAGCAAAGAAGCCGAGGCAGCAUUCUUGAAUGUCUACAAGAGAUUAAUUGAUGUUCCAGAUCCCGUACCAGCUCUGGAUCUGGGGCAGCAGCUCCAGCUGAAAGUCCAGCGCAUGCACGAUAUUGAAACAGAGAACCAGAAACUUAGAGAAACGCUUGAGGAGUACAACAAAGAAUUUGCAGAAGUGAAAAAUCAAGAGGUGACAAUAAAAGCACUUAAAGAGAAAAUCCGGGAAUAUGAGCAGACCCUGAAGAACCAAGCGGAGAACAUUGCUCUUGAGAAGGAACAAAAGUUGCAGAAUGACUUUGCUGAGAAAGAAAGAAUGUUGCAAGAGACGCAGGUUUCGACAGCCUCAAAGCUGGAGGAGGCUGAACACAAAGUGCAAGCGUUGCAAACAGCCUUGGAAAAGACACGGACGGAGUUAUUUGACCUGAAGACAAAAUAUGAUGAGGAAACAACGGCAAAGUCUGAUGAAAUUGAGAUUAUCAUGACAGACCUUGAAAGAGCAAAUCAGAGAGCAGAGGUAGCUCAAAGAGAAGCAGAAUCCCUGAGGGAGCAGCUCUCAUCCGCUAACAAAUCUCUCCAGCUAGCUACCCAGAUCCAGAAAGCACCCGAUGUGGAGCAGGCCAUCGAGGUGCUGACAAGAUCCAGCUUGGAAGUAGAACUGGCUGCAAAAGAGCGUGAAAUCGCUCAGCUGGUAGAAGAUGUGCAGAGACUCCAAGGCAGCCUCACCAAGCUCCGGGAAAACUCCACCAGCCAGAUCUCUCAGCUUGAGCAGCAGCUGACCGCCAAGAACAGCACACUCAAACAACUGGAAGAAAAAUUGAAGGUGCAAGCUGACUAUGAUGAGGUUAAGAAAGAAUUGAACAUCUUGAAGUCCAUGGAGUUUGCACCCUCUGAUGGCUCCAGCACACAGGAUGCUGCAUCCAAACCGCUGGAAGUCCUGCUGCUGGAAAAGAACCGCCUGCUACAAUCGGAGAACGCCACGCUCCGUAUCACAAACAGUGACCUGAGCGGGUCAGCCAGGAGAAAAGGGAAAGACCAGCCUGAGAGUCAGCGUCCUGCAACCUUGCCGGCCUCCCCUCCUCCUCAGUUGCCCCGCAAUGCAGGGGAGCAGGCUUCCAAUACUAAUGGUACACAUCAGUUCUCACCAACGGGUUUAAGUCAAGACUUUUUCAGCUCAUCCUUGGCAAGCUCCGGCUUACCCCUGGCUUCUACAGGAAAAUUUGCACUAAACUCUCUCCUCCAGCGCCAGCUUAUGCAGUCCUUCUACUCCAAGGCAAUGCAGGAAGCAGGAAGCACAAGCAUGAUUUUUUCAGCAGGUCCCUACAGCACAAACUCCAUAUCUUCCCAAAGCCCCUUGCAACAAAGCCCGGAUGUCAACGGCAUGGCCCCGUCCCCCAGCCAGUCCGAAAGCACUGGCAGCGCCUCGGAAGGCGAGGAGAUUGACACGGCCGAAAUUGCACGUCAGGUCAAAGAGCAGUUGAUCAAGCACAAUAUUGGACAGCGGAUCUUUGGACACUAUGUCCUGGGGCUCUCGCAAGGCUCCGUCAGCGAGAUCCUGGCUCGGCCCAAGCCUUGGAACAAGCUCACGGUGAGAGGCAAGGAACCAUUCCACAAGAUGAAGCAGUUCCUGUCGGACGAGCAGAACAUCUUGGCGUUGCGCAGCAUCCAGGGAAGGCAAAGAGAGAAUCCAGGCCAGAACCUGAACAGGCUAUUUCAGGAAGUACCGAAACGAAGAAAUGGGUCGGAAGGUAACAUCACCACAAGAAUCCGAGCCACAGAGGCAGGCUCUGAUGAAGCUAUCAAAUCCAUCCUAGAGCAAGCAAAAAGGGAGCUGCAGGUACAGAAAACAGCUGAGCCGGCUCAGCCACCUUCCACCUCGAGCACUGGUGGAUCCGACGAUGCCAUCCGCUCCAUUCUGCAGCAAGCCCGGCGAGAGAUGGAAGCACAGCAGGCCGCCCUCGAACCUGCCUUAAAAGCAACCCCUCUGUCCCAAGCUGAGAUCUCCAUCUUGUCCCCAAAACUUGUCCCCACGCCCGCCAUUUCUUCGGUCGCCAGUUAUUCCCCCCUGGCCAUGUCCUUGAAGAAGCACUCGUCGUCUGUGGAUUCCAGCAUCUCCUCUCUGCAGACUCUCUCUGGUCUGAAGAAGGAGGCCCAAGAGGCCCCCAUCCUGGACCUCCACGGGAUGUCUGAUUCAACGCAAGGGGUGCUGAGGCACGUUAAAAAUGAACUGGGGCGCAGCGGGGUGUGGAAGGACCACUGGUGGAACACUGUGCAGCCUGACAGAAGGAAUGCCGCCCCUCCAGAUGACCCCAAAGUGGAGGAAACCACCAGCGGGAAAGAGAAGGCCAGCAGCCAAUCUCGGUCGGACCGUAACCAGCAGCUUCAAGGGCCUUCCUCUUCGGACUACUGGAAAGAGUGGCCCAACGCGGAGUCACCCUAUUCCCAGAGCUCUGAACUGAGUGUGACAGGGGCGAGCCGCAGUGAGACGCCGCAGAACAGCCCCCUCCCUUCCUCCCCCAUUGUCUCUUUAGCAAAGCCAUCUAAACCUUCCGUUCCUCCAUUGACCCCCGAGCAGUAUGAGAUUUAUAUGUACCAGGAAGUGGAUACAAUAGAGCUAACCCGUCAGGUCAAAGAGAAGCUAGCGAAGAACGGCAUCUGCCAAAGGAUAUUUGGGGAAAAGGUGCUGGGCCUCUCCCAGGGCAGCGUCAGUGACAUGCUGUCCCGGCCAAAGCCAUGGAGCAAGUUGACGCAGAAAGGCCGCGAGCCAUUCAUCCGCAUGCAGCUCUGGCUAAACGGUGAACUGGGGCAGGGAGUCUUGCCUUCCCAAGGGCAGCCCCAAGGCCAGGUUCUUCACUCUGUGUCAUCACUGCAAGAUUCCCUUCAGCAGGGAUGCGCAAGCUCAGAAAGCACCCCAAAGACAUCGGCCAGUUGCAGUCCUGCUCCCGAGUCCCCCAUGAGCUCCAGCGAAUCUGUGAAGAGCCUGACGGAACUGGUCCAGCAGCCGUGUCCUGCCAUAGAGACAAGUAAGGAGGGCAAGCUGCAGGAGUCGAGUGAGGCGUCCGCUUCAGAGUCCCAGUCCACAACGCCAUUGCCCCUCUCUGGCCAUUCAUCACUCAGCAUUCAAGAACUGGUCGCUAUGUCACCGGAACUGGAUACCUACGGCAUCACAAAGCGGGUCAAAGAGGUGCUCACAGACAACAACCUGGCGUGGCUGACAAGCCUAAAACGCAGCAGAAGAGGCAAGAAAUGUACCCCAAACCUUGCAUUAGGUCAGCGUCUGUUUGGGGAGACAAUCCUGGGGCUAACACAAGGUUCAGUCUCAGAUCUGCUGGCACGUCCCAAGCCCUGGCACAAGCUGAGCUUGAAGGGCCGGGAGCCGUUUGUUCGCAUGCAGCUAUGGCUCAACGACCCCAACAACGUGGAGAAGUUGAUGGACAUGAAACGCAUGGAAAAGAAAGCGUACAUGAAACGAAGGCACAGCUCAGUCAGCGACAGCCAGCCUUCGGAGUCUUCUUCAGCGGGCAUCGAUUACAGCCAGGGGGCCAGUCCACAGCCGCAGCAUCAGCUAAAGAAGCCGCGAGUUGUGUUGGCCCCAGAAGAGAAAGAAGCUCUGAAGCGAGCCUAUCAGCAAAAGCCAUACCCAUCACCAAAAACCAUUGAGGAGCUCGCCACACAGCUCAACUUGAAGACCAGCACCGUCAUUAAUUGGUUCCACAAUUACAGGUCUCGCAUUCGCCGAGAGCUCUUUAUCGAAGAGAUCCAAGCGGGAGGCCAGAGCCAGGCUGGGUCCAGCGACUCUCCUUCGGCCAGAAGCAGCCGGGCAGUUCACAGCUCCGAAGGAGACAGUUGUGAUGGGGUGGACGCGGAGGGCCCGCCCGACGGGAAGCCGGGAAGCCGCCUGGAAGCCGACGAGUACAGCAGCAACACAACCACAAAGUCUCAGGGAGGGCGAGCAGCGUCAGCUUUCGAUGCAGGGGAAGAGGCACUGCGAGACGCCGGAUCUUCGGAGAAAACGGAGACAUUCCACUUGGGGGCGGAGAGCCUGGACGACACUGACGACGAGGGGAGGCUCCGAGCGCCGCGUCCGAGUUCUCCGCCGGGCUCCCUACAUUCAGGAGAAACUCUGGAGACGACGCCAAACUGUGCUCCAGAAGAGGAUGCCUCUACCUCAGCUGCCUCCACCUCGCUCCUUGCAGGGGAGAGCUCCUGCAAGGCCGCAGGGGAACGUGUGGAGAAAAUUCCCAUUGUGCCAAGUACCAGCUCCACGCCAGCCACCAACUCCCUCCAGACCCUGUUCGGCUUCUCCGAGGCGGUUUGCUCGAAGAACACGCGGGACAACACCUUGAGGAAAAAGAAGGCAGCGAAUUUGAACAGCAUAAUCCACCGCCUAGAGAAGGCCGCAAGUCGAGAGGAGCCCGUGGAGUGGGAGUUUUGAGAUUAAGCUCACCCAACUCUGAGGAGCUGGGGAAGUAAAACACAAAAAACAAAAACACACACACAAAAAAACACUUGGACCUCUUCUGGUUUUAAUUGUGUCCCGCACUUACAGCCCUGCAGGCCACGGGGCAAAAAUGCCAUAGGCCAAGGUGCAUAUAGAGAACGAAAGGAGCGUUUCAGCCCAGUUUUAUGUUUGUGUUUUCAAGGACGAAAACUGAAAAUGUGUAGUCGAGCUUUUUGUACCCCGAAGUGUUUCUAUUAAUUGCCCUAAAGUGAUUUUCCACAGUUUCUGGGGAAGAAAAAAAAACUCAUACAGCUUUUGCCUUCUGCCCUCCUCUUUGGUGUGGGCUUUAAAACUAAAAAAAAAAAUUAUAUACAAACAAGAAGAAGAAAAAUUAAACCCACAUAUUUAAAAGGGGGGCUUUUUAUCCGCCAUCUAAUGGCUAAACAGAGCGAUAAUAAUACACUAUUAUCUUCUUUAAGCAGGAAAACCGAAAAAAGAUGGAAGGGGAGAUUUUUUGAGAAAAAGAAAAAAAGGUUUUUUGUAGCUGUUCAGUUGCCACUAAGAGAUUGCACAGUCAACCCGACUCUAAACACACUAGUUUGAAUUCCUAAAUAUUUUCAAGAAAAGAAUAUUGUUUAAAACUUGGGAUUUAAAAAAAAAAUACACAUUUACUCCUCGUAUUUUUUAAACAAAAGAGAAAAGUCACAUCAGGAAAAUAUCUUAAUUUGUGGUAGCUGACUUCAGUGUUUUUCUUGUAAAGUGGAAUAGAAAAUUGACUUGUAGUGCACAUCGUUUCAUAGCUUUAACCAAUUCUGGUCUCUUUAUGGGCUGGGAUUUGUUUAAUACACUCCAUUUUAGGCCAAAUCAGGACAGAAAAAGGAAGAAAUCUGAAAAAAAAAAAUCUGAAAUCUAGGUAUUUUAUAAUCUGCUUUUUAACCUCUAACCACAGAGCACGCAGAUCAGACCUCAUUUCUAGGAGGUGUGGGAGACAGCUUGGAAUGGGUACUUGAUCGGAUCAGUUUGAAUUGCGUCAUACCAGCCUUGCAAAUCAGUUACAAGUCCUCAGCCUGCCUAGUCACACAUGCCUACAUUAGUCAUUUGUGGCCUAUGGGAAAAGAACCACCAGCUUUUGAAAGAAAUUAGCUCACUUGGUUGCAGACAGGUGGGUGUCAUAAUGAGCCUACGUUAUACGUAGGACCUUGGCAGGGUGGUGGUGUUGACUAGAAGGAUGGAAGCGUUUGGCUGAUACCACUUUGGGAAGAGUGGAGGUGCAUCUUGCAUUGAGAAGCACUUAGAACAUGAGAGGGGAGCCUUCAGUUGAUGUUUGACUACAACUCCCACCAACCUUGUCCAUUGAGCAUGCCAGCUGGUGCUGAUGGGAGUCGGAGUCCAGCAACAUCUGAAGGUGGGAUGGGUUCCCCACUCCUGACUUACAGUGAGCUGUCUUGAUGGCAGGCGGUGAGAUCAGUCACUGGGCACUUUCUUGUUCUCACAUCCCACUAAGAUAGAAAAGGACCUUUCAGCCCCCUUAACUAAUUGGUUAAUCACUGGCUGUGGUCCCACAGCAAGCACUGAUUUCUCUAUUACGUUUCAGUUGUGGGAUUAUUAUUAUUAUUACCAUCCUUUUAUGGCGGGGGGGGGUGUCCUCAUUAACAAAAAGAGGAAAGGCUUGCAGGAGGAGCCCGUGGCAUUCGGUAAUCGCAACGUAAACCACAGAACACCUAACCAAAACAUGCGCAGAAGCAUGGCGCCCAUCGCAAUUGUCAGCUCUUCCACUUUGUUUUGCAAAAGCUGCAAGGCCGAUCAAAGUACAGAAUCAAAUUUCCAAAUUGUCUCUGACGCCUCCUGUUGUCUAUGUGUAUAUGCGUGAGCAUAGAGCCGUGUGGAAAGCCGAGUGUGUGCGUGAGUGUGUGUGCAAUUUUAUACGUCUGUAUUUUCUUACGUACUUCUUGCACGCAUAGAGUGCAUUACUGCCACCUUUUUUCAAUAAGCUGUUUUAUCAGUUACGGCUUCUACAAGUUUGCUGAUUUAGACUCCUUUAUUGCCAUAUCUUUAAAACUAACGAUAGAACGAUUUCGGUAUAUAUAUAUUAUUUUUGCUUAUUUAUAGGUGCUGUAUUUUAUUAUCUGAUUGUUAGGGAUGAAAGGGGGCAAAUAUUCUUUAGAGGGAUAGACUGCCGGCAGUAUUGGGUAUAAUUUACAAGAUGUAGUUGUCAUACUGUAUAUUAUUGACAGACUUUUUCUUUUCUUUUGUUUUUUUGGGUCCGUAUUGUGUAUCAUGGAAAACUUUGUCUUAGGUCAACAUCUUUUGAUGACACUUUAAUGGUGCAUUCAUUGCUUCUUAAGUUCUAAUUAAUAUUUUUUUCUUUGUGAUAUGGGGAGGGGGGCAGGGGGAAAGGUAUUCUGAGUUUUAAAAAUGUGUUCCCAACAUUACACCUCAACAUGCUUGAAGUUCAUUAGUAAUUGAUAUGGGGGGAGGGGCUACAAGAUGUGAAACCACCUUCCUUGCACGUGUUUUUUUUUUUAAAAAAAAGGCAAUUGUGUAUUUUGCAGUCUCUUUUCAAGGAUUGACAGCAGCACUUAGUUCAGAUCUUCACAAAUUUAAAUGUUUGGUAGCUUUAAAAGAAAAAAAUGCCUUUUCAUGGCCCAGGACGAAGGCUCUAGGAGGCUGCAAGGCAGGCUUGCUUUGACCACUUCUUGCUGUUAAUUUUAUAAUUUCGUAACUGUUUUGAGGAUCCGAAUGUCGGAGCUUGAGGUCCACCGACAGCUCUUGGUUUGUUCCAUCAUGAUCUGAGGAGACGUAUUUGCAAAAAUUGUGGCUGAUAUGAGAAUCUGGGCAGCAGAGAAAGCCCAGCUGUUCCAGAAGAAAAUCUGGAGAAGUAAAUAAGCGCUGGUGAUUCUUGACGUAGGCAUAAUCACCCUUUCCUAGCAGAUAAACCUUCUGCUCUUGGCACAUACAUGAAGGCCGUGGUACAGCGGCUCUUAACAUAUGCAUGGAAUUUUGCGUGAGCAUAUCAGAGUGGGACUCGUGACUAAGGGGUUGCUCAGCUUCUGCCAUAAGAAUUCCCCACUUGCUUCUCCAAACAGGAUCUGCCUCUCUUUCUCAAAUCUUCCUGUCAGCUUACCCAUCUUCACUUUUAUCAGGGCCAAGCGUCUGAGUCGAUGAAGGAAUCCGUUCUUGCCUUCAGAUGUUUGUAUCUUUUCUUACAGCAAUAGAUCUCCCGUUCUGAUGUUUCCUCCCCUCCCAGAUAGAUAUGAGGAUGCUUGCCGCCGUCAGGGCCCCAUGAUUUGAUGUCUCCCCAUGGAAACCUGCAUCCCAUAACGCUGUUACUUGUGUGGUUUAGAGCAUGCCCUAGCCGAGCAGUCAGAGUUCUGCCACCCAUCCUGAUAAGCAAUAUUGAAGUGCCUUGAAAUAACAGAAUUCUGGUUGUCUUUCAUGUGCUGUGCUUCUCCUCCCCUCCCCACCCUGGUGCCUGUGGAGCAUAUCGUAAAUAUUGUGUAACCUCUUUCCUUUUUUCCUCCCUAGGCCCAAGCAGAUCUGUCUCGUGUAAAAUCUAAGCUUGCUUUAGGGUAGGUGGUUCAUUGCAGGGACCCUUAUUCACAGAACUGAAGCACUCUUAGGCCAAAUCAAAGAAGAUGUUGCCGCUCUGCCAGCAGCUGCAAAUUUGAAGCAGGAAAGCGCUUGAGAUUUCAGUAUAUAGUUGGCACUGUAUUGUCAUUUUGGUUCCUUCCAUCAUUUCUGUUUGGCUUUGAAGGGAAAGGCUGGCAUGGACUCAGUAGAGAGAUUCCCCUAAAAGAAUCAUCUGUGCAAGGCCUUCUCCAUCCAAAAUCUGAUUCUUGUGCCUUUGGCAAGAAGGUUUUGGCUGGCUUUUCCAAUUAGUUCUCAACUAGGCUUGGUUGGAUUUGGGUCCUGGCGAGGUGUGCCAUUUGCAAUCCGGUUUUCAGUCUUGGGAAAUCUAGCGUAACGGCCCCGCUUCUGACUGGAAAGUUCAUUGCAGUGCAAAGGAUUACAAACCAGUAGUUGUUAGUCACGGUGGUGAAAAACUACAUUAAGAGGUCACAUUUCAGCAAGUGUAGUUCUGUAUUGUACAGCACCUCAUCCACAGGCGCUUUCCCUGAUACUUUCUUUUACAGCAAACUUCUGGCAAUUUUUUUAAUGGCUGAAGCUUACUGCCAUGCAGUAGUUCCCUGCCAGCCCCCAGCCAGCCCCCCCCCCAAAAAAAACCAUGGGAAAAUAUUCUAGAGAAUUUUAACAGAAGUGAGGAAGCACAUUUCCAACCUGUGCUACAGAAAACCCUGCCCUUGGGGGAAACUACGUUGAGAAUACCAAUUAUAGCAGGCAAGUUUCCUUGAAAAGGCAGCACUAUUCAUGUAAGUCUGCAGCCUUGGCUAAUGUCCCACAUGAACUAAGGCUAUGCCCAAAGCCCAUCCAGAAUCGUUGACACGAUUCGUCGGGCAUUGCAUGGAUUAUUGUGCAACGUGGGAGCCCCAAAGGUGAAGACAGCAGCUCACGCUACUUAGUAAGCCACAUCGCACAAGGCUAGUCCUAGAAGCAUCCAGCAGGGGAGAAUGAGCACCCAUCACUGCCUUCAUGGCCCUUUCUUUCCAAGUGGGUGAAAUUCACCUAAAAGGAAGGCUUUCUCGGGUGCUGUUUUUCUAAGAAAAUGUAUUUUUUCUCACCCCUGUAGGGGGAAAAGGCCAAAUGAAGCCCUCUUUGCAAAUGCUUUUUGGAGAAAUAGAGCUGUGUAUAACUGGCCUCAUGAAAUUCUUCACAGUUCUACUUUUGCAAAAAGCAUUGGCUUCCAAAUUCUCUGCUCAUUUCCACAAAUGAAAUUUCUACGCUGUGUGCAUAGACAACUUUUAAUAACACGCAUGUGGUGGAGCUUUUAGCAGUCCCAGUGAGAGAGGGCAGAGCAGCUUUGGGUUCUGAGUUUGUGGAAAUGAGCUGAUCCUAUGAAUGCUUUAUCAAAAGUAAGCGCCGCUGACUUCAAUGUGACUUGGCCCAGAGCCGGCCCUACCAUUAGACAGAGUGCGGCAACUACCUUGGGCAGCGGAAGCUGGGAAAUGGAGAGCAGCAGCAGCAGCAAGUUUUGUGUACCAUGCAACCUGACCUGUGUCUCCAAAGCUGUCUCCUUCCAACUCUAUGAUUCUAUGAGAGGGGGCCGCCCCAUUGCCAGUGUUGAAAGAUGCAACUGACUGGGCAAAACUUCCGUGCUUGGAAAGAUUGGGAGGUGCACCACCUUGUCCUUCUUCCCACACCACCCAAUGUAUUGAGCCGGGCCUGGACUUGCUCCCAAGGAAGUAUGCAUUGGACUGUAGCUUUAAUCACAGCACCAAAGGGGGACGGAUUCCGCACCCAGAGCCCUUCACAGAAUGUUUGGUACUAUUUGUCAACUGUCCGUAUUGACCCACGUUUCCAAAGCAUGCUGGCACUGAUUUGCAAGUAAAUUUAUCUCAGAGGAGGAGCACUAACCUGCAGCCCUGAAAGAUCAAGCUAACUUGCCUUCUUGCAGGUAGGCAGGUAGCACACUCCCAAGGUAGUUUUCUGGGCUUCUUCAGCGGUCUAAUCUCAAAGCCUUGAUACGUAUAUUGAUAUUCAAAUUCAUAGAGAAUCAGUCUCUUAAGCUUAAGCCAAGAAAUAGUAUUCUUGCAGGCAGGCAGCUGACUUAAGGGGGUUCCGCAUAAGGGGUGUGAGGACAUCAGGAAGAAUGUUGUGGGAAAUUUAGUACCUCUUUGGUUCUAGGCAUCAUCAAAGAACCAUAGUUGGACCCCUAAUUACUGACACCUCCUUAGAUGAGGUGCAGACUGGCCCAGCUCUUCCUGUGUUUGCCUAGGAUAAGGCCUGGAAGAGCCCAUUUCCGCAAACACCUUAUUAAAUGCCUUGCUAGCUGGCAAGCAAUAAAAGUUAGAAAUUUCUAAACUUGAGGUUGAUAAUUUUGAUAAACUGCAGUUAAAACACAACCCUUGGAUAUUUUUAAAAGACAAAUUAAUCAGUACACAGCUCCUGAUUUGAAGUGAGUAAACCUGCCAGAGGAACAGUUGCAGGACAAAUUACUUUUAACCUCCAUUCCAGUUGCAUUUUGACUAUACAUCUUUGUUAAAAGCCACUCCCUACCUUUAGAUCGAAGGAGCUCCAAAAUAAGAAAGGUGGUCCUUAGAGUUGCACUCCUAUCUUUUGUGUGUGUGGCUGUUGAGAGAAUAAUAUGCUUCAAAAAAUAUGCAAUAGAUGCCCUUGCGAUUUAAAAGGAUUCCCCCGCUCCUUUUUGUGUGCGGACUUCUGAAAGAAAAACUGAACAGCAAAGAAAUCUCACUUUUAGCUUAAGUAUUAAUCAAAUCAAAAGAAAAAAGUAUUAGCAGAAUAACAUCAUGGAGAGCUGCUUCUUUUUAAAAAUGUAUUCUCUACUAAGCAUUGCAGCAGUCAGAGGACACUCAGCAGUUCUGUCUCUCAUGCUCCAUUUCAAAAGCCCCCAAUACUGUCAAAUUUUGGCAGUUUCAGAGUUGGCAAAAUCCUUAGGAAAGCACCCAUGGAAGUUGUUUUGUUUCAGAGUCUUGUGCUGCAGCUGAGAACCUUUCUGAGCACCAGGGAGUGAUGGCUGGUGGAAUGGUGUUCACACCUCCUUGAUGAUGUCCCUUAAGUCACCUCCAUGACCACUUAGAUGCCCUUGGAACCCUGUUGAAGCCGGUUAGCUGAUGCCACACCGCUGCUCAGAACUAAAAUAUUUCUGUACUCCCUUGCUUUCCAAGAAAUGUAUUGGAUUGUGUGAGACUCUGCCUGGAGCAGAAUCACCUUGAGUUCAGAUACUUUGUGAGCAAAUGCAAGAAUUUGUCAACAUCAACAAUGCAUGCUUUUAUUAUUAUUAGGACCUAUCAUUUCCAAUUUGGCCUCCUAAUCCUACUCAUGGUUAUAUAAACUUGAAGACAGUGAGGGAGGCUCCUUAGGGUGAGAGGAUGCUAAGGGCCACUGCCAACCGUACUGGGUUGAAUCGGAUGGGUGUCAUGCCCUGUAGGUGCCCCCAGCUCAAAGAAUGAUUCCUGGAGCAAGAAAGGCAAAGCAGUGCGGAACCAGCUUUGCACACAAGCAAGGGGCUCGGGAACUGCUGUGGACACUAUCACAGCACUUGCUUAAACAGUCAGACCAGGUUUGUGGACAGCGCUAGCUACUCUCCCUCCUCCUGCUCACAGUUCUAUGCAUCCAAACCCCUUGUGUUCUGGGUAGUGCUAAAUGCACCCCAGGCCAGCUGCAUUGUGAACACUGGCCAGGCCUGUACCAGGAGAACAGCUCUCCUAGUCGGUCUCCUGUGGACUAGAACUUCCUGUGGGAUACAUCCAGGAGGUCUUCUCUCUCCAAGGUUAGCUAUGAGAGGAGGAGGAGGAGCAGCCUAACACCAAUGGACAAAGCUACCUCUGUUCCCUCCACAGGACUAGCAGAUUGCUGGUCCCUUAUGUUUCAGGCACCACUAAGCACUUAAUUAUAUCGCGUGGAAACAAUCCGUUGAAAUAAAGUAGUGGGGUGAUGUUUUUAAGCCACACACCCAGUUGUUGGGACUUUUAAAGAAAUUGGGUUCUUUAUAACUCAGUUGUACAUUGCUGGGACCUUUUAAUGCAAUUAACUUGCUGGUGCAUUGAUCUAGUAGCCAUUUGCCACCAUUUUUAGUGAAUCCAAAAUUCCUCCCAUCCCACGCAGAAUGCUAAAUAUUUUAGUUGCCACCUUACAUGUUUGCUUCCGUUUUCUGAGGUGUCAUUGCUUUCCAUGGCACGUUAAGCAAUCCCUCUGCGCAAAUGUCAGCCUCGGAAGGGGGGACAUGCGAAGAUCUGCUCAUCACUGCAUGUUUGCUUUCCUAUCUUGUCCUUUUUCUAAUGAGAAGGUGGAAGCUGCAACUUAAGUAAACUCCACUCCAUCCUAUAUGCCCAAAGGCUGUGGUGGAAUACUUACCUGGGAGUAAGUCCCACUGGACCCAGGAGUGCUGGCUUCUGAGCAGAAAUGCAGUCUGUCAGUCUGAUCCAAUGAGUCACUAUUUUUCGUGACUUGUGAUCUGAAUGCAUAGUCUAGCACUCCACUGAAGAAGAAUCCCAAGGCUCUCUGUGAGCCCAACAACUGACAUUGCAGCCAACUGUAAAGAUUAAUUGUGGACCUUUGCAUCUUAGAAAAGUAUUACACAAGCACACUUAAAAGUGGCUAGCACCUAGGGCUGAAAUUGUUGAAGUAAUAAGUUUCAUAAUGGAAGAAAUUAAUUAGUUUAAUUCAUUUAAAAACUAGACACCCCCCCCCCAAAAAAAAUAUCAAUUUUUUAGUCAUGGAAGGGAAGCCUGUACUCCUGGAUCUGCUACAAACUCUCUGCGUAUCAUGCAGUUCACAGUCUUCACAACUGCAAGGAGCAGGAUAUUGGGAGUCCCAUACAUGAGGGCUCCAUGUGCUCAAGGGCAUCUCUCAUUUAUGUAUUAAGAUUUCCACAAAGGCCCUUGAUAAGCAUGCAUGGAAGCCAGUAGCGGGAGCACAUACGCUUCAAAUAGUUUUCAAAGCAAUUUUGUGUCUUAACUUUAGUCAACAGUCAUUACCGAAAUACUCAAGACAUCCUGUUUUAAUUGGAAAUGAAUCUGUUAAAUUCAAAAAUAUUCAUUUACUUAAACCCAUUAAUCAAUUUGCUAUCCUUGUUACUCUGGUGAAAACAUAAUGUAUUUAGUUGCAUGGAUCAUUUCUGAGUGCAUAUAGAAUGAGUUGCCUAACUCGUGUCAUUUUUGCAAGGUUCAUCCAUUUACUUACCUUUUAAAAAACAGAUUCAUUACACAACCUACUUCCUCAAACAACUCCAGAUGAACAUGGCUGGGAUCAACGCAACUCACCCAAAAUGUAGGUCUUUGAACAGCCUUGAGUGGCCAGCAGUUAGACCUGGUCAUGCACAAACUGUUCCACUUCUUGGGCACACAGCGCUGAAGCCUGAAUAAGAAUCUUCAACAGCUUGAAAACAUGCAGUGCUUUUUAUCAAGCAAGAGAGGCUCUCGCACAACCUGUGCAUAGCAAAAUCAGGAUAUAAUUGUGAAGAACAGGGCAUAUAUCUUUGGUAAGGGCCAGCCCAAUUCCUGUCAGGACUGCCCAUCUUCAUUUUCCACUCCGUUAAGAAACUGCUGAAAUAAACACAAGCGCUUGGGGGCACCUUUAAUUUGCAGCGUGGUGGCGUGCAUUUUCUUAUAUGAGCAUGUGAAGUUGCCUGCAGCCUUCCAGCCACUUGUGCCACCAUCUUUUAAGGUACCUUGUCUUUUGCAGCCUCUGUGCAAUUUCUAGGGCUGGCGAGGUGGGGAGCCUGCGAGAUGUUGCUAGACUCUCAACUCCCAUCACCAUUGCCCAUGAUGUCAGUUGGAGUCCAAGAACAUCUGCAUGGCCACUGGUCCCAUACCCGUAUUCUAGAUUAACCACCUGCCUUUUUAAUCAGUUUCAUCAAUUGGCAUGUUACAGGUGCUUUUUGGAGAUAACACAAUUAAACGAAAGCUGCCACUCGUAUCAGUAGCAAAAGCCUUUUGGUGCUGUGCAUGCUUACUCAGAAAUCAUAGAAACGUCGAGUUAGAAGGGGUCCCGAGGGUCAUUUUGUCCAACCCCCUGCAAUGCAGGAAUCUCAACUAAAGCAUCCAUGACAGAUGGCCACCCAACCUCCAAGGAAGGAGAGUCCACCACUUUCCGAGGGAGUCUUCCACUAUUAAACAGCUCUUACCUUCAGAAAGUUACUACUGUUGUUUAGCCACACAUGUCUAGUGAGCCUUGCUUCCAGUUAAAUCUGCCUUAAGCUGCAGUCCUGUACCCAUUUACCUGGUAGAAAGCCCUGUUGAAGUCAGCAUGGUUUACUUAUGAGUAGACUUGCAUAGGAUUGUACUGUUCAAUAACAAUCGUUAAAGCUUGCAGUAAUUUUGCUGGAUUAGCAAUGAUGCAGUGAAGAUUCAAACGCAUUUGUCUGCUUACCCGUUGUCUUUGUAGCCACACAUGCGGAAUAAGCAUUAUGGGGUUUGGUUUUCGAAGUAUAUUCUGCAGAAGUUACUAUGUAUGUAGGACGUCUGCACCUCUGGCAUUGGCAGCAUCCAACUGGAUAAUGUCAGAGCACGGACAGGAGGCCAAGCUUUAAAAUGUCACCAACGGACACUGGAACGCUUAGGGUGCUGAUUCCUUCUGCAAUAACCAGCAGCCAUGCGGGUUUUGUAACCACAAAGGGGAAAAGGUUGCAUAUUUUAAGGCCUCGGUUGUUAAAGCUGACCUUUCCCUCCCUGCCUUAGCAUGUCACCAUGCUGCUUGUAGCUGUGCAUGCAUCACCUGUGUGCAGGAUAGCAAUCUUUCCCCCAUCAUUUUAACACCCCAUCACCCUGAUCCAGUUAUUCCUCACAGUUGCACACACCAAGUACUCAUGCCUGCAAGGGAUUCAUUGCGCACUGGGGCGCACACAGAAGUCAUGCUUGAACCAGCUCCCCUGGUCUCUUUGGUGAGGGAGACAGCUUCACAUACACAAAAUGUGUGUGUGUGUGGAUGCCCCUCUGUUGGAAUUGUGCACAUGAGGAGUCCAUGCUGGACAUCUCGCUAAACAAAGAGGGAAUCUCCUGUGAGUUUCUGCUCUCCAGAGAUUUGGAAGGUGGAGGCAAGCGUGGUCUUACAAAAUACUGAGCCUGCAUACAGCAAGCUGUUCGAGGUGUCUUCUUGAUUCCAGUAGAGCUGAGAUAAGCUUUAAAAUUCAUGGCUUUAAGAAAGCAAAUCAUCAUAAUGCAUUUCGUUUAGUGGUCUAUUAUGAUGGAGAAAAAUGAAAGCGUGCCCCCUCAAAAAAUAAAUUUGGAUUGUGUAUUUCCCAUUUUUAAAGUUGCUUGCUAUAUUUAAGUAACCAAGUUUACUAGAGAAGGGCAAUGGUUAUUCACACACACUGUUUUAUAAUUCUCAGAUAUAUUGAGUUUUAUUUAGGAGAUUUAGAUGAAAGUUUGUGUUUUGCUUUGCGAUUUGCUUCCUUUGUCCAAAGUCCUAAAUUCUGCUGUCAUUUACAUCUUUCACAAACUUGCAUUUGUUAGCUUCUUCUAACCUGAAAUUAACCAGUGAUUUGGAUUCCUUUCCUUUCCUUUUUUUAUUAUAUUCCCCCACCCCACCCCCAGUUUUUAACAAUUUAACAAGCAUAACUCUUACACAUUCUCAGUCUAGAUUAUACAGAUUUGGAUUUCAGCACAUAUCAGAGAAUACCUAUCUACUCAGGAUCCAUUAAGAAAAAUGCAGAAAUCUGGGUUGUUGGGGCACUAAUUUUUCUAAAGCACUUAAUAGCAUGCAUUAAAUCUUUGUGCAAUAAGAAAUAUUUGUUUGUAGGGAGCUAACAUGUAUGGAACGUGUUAAGUGAGCAAAUAUGAGCUCCUCUGUCUUUGAAGAGUCUGGCAGUGGCCUCUUUGAUGGAAUUGUGGCAUCCAUAAUUGGUGAAAUUACAGGUGGAAUUGUGGCAUCAUAUUAGGAACACUGAGUAUAUGACCGUUUACCAAGUGGUUACAAAAAGGCUGGUACUCUCAUUAGGCCAACUGCACAGAGGGACACAGUACUGACCUUUGAGGAGCACAGUUUUAUACAGAUUAGUUUUUGUGAUAUCUUAAAAUUUCUGAUAAUCUUUCAAGAAUGUCAUUUCUACAAGACACCUGCUUUUGAAAAUUGCAAGUUAAUUUUGGGAGGGCAAUGCAAAUCGUUUAUUUUGCCUAUGGCACAAAAUAACCUUGCCUACAGUGUGAAAUAGCCAGGCACCAGCACUAGUUAUGUCCCACAGUUUGCAAAGUAACCACUUGGUAAGGUGGUUGUCCUACCAAGCAACGAGGGAGAAUUUUUUGCACUCCGCUUUUUAAAUUAUUAGGCGUUUACAGGUGUGGAUAGAUUUGCCUCGUUCCUUGGCACAAUGAUACACACAGGAAAGGUUUGCCACGUGGUUGCUUGCAUGCCACGAUUUUGUUUUCCUUUGGUAAAGCAUCGUAAUCAUCUGUCCUCUUGAAUUUGUGACUGCAAAACACUCCUCCAAGCUGGUCAUCAAUGGAUUUGAAGACCAGUAACUACAAUCUGUUGAAGUGGUAAUUACCAAAUUUCAAUUUUACAUAGCUCUGCCUCCAUUUGGGGAGCAGACAUGUGUUGCGGACAUUCCCUGCCAAAUUGUACUUCUGUGGCGGCCCUUUUGCACAGCCUAGCUAUGACAGGACAGACAAAGUUACGACUUUGCAGGGGGUUGGACUAGAUGGCCCUCAGGGUCCCUUCCAACUCUGCAAUUCUAUUAAUCUACCUGAUAGACACAAUCAUGCAAGUUAUCUGCUAGGCACUUAGUGGCUCAAACAUCCCACCCCACCCACUUCGAUACCCGACCUGUCUUAUGCAACCUUUAAAGGCACUGAAGCUUCUCGUUCUUAGUCUCUUGGGAAAAGGGACUUAACAAUAAGUUCAUUCCAGUUUAACUGGGACUUGUUAAAAACAAAUGGAAAACAUCUGCUUUUCUGCCUCUUUAGUCAUCAUCAUCAGCACUUAUCUGUGAAGUGGUUCUGUUAAUCAACUGCACCACGAGCAUAUCGUAUCUUUUGUUUCAUCCCGAAAACUCGCACAAACAUUGAGCCUUUCCUACAUGUAAUGAGAUUAUUAUUAUUAUUAUUAUUUCCCAAAGUGCUUUCCAGAGCUUCCUGCAUAAAACUGCAACGGCCAUGCUCACAUAUCUGUCCCAAGUGUACACAGUUGCAUGAUUCGUGCGUGCAACGUUGCCCCAAGCGAGUGGCUGCGUGGCUUGACUUGCACCUCAGGUGGUCAGCCAAGACUCAUAUCAUUCCUUUGUAUAUUCUGGAUAAUUUGUAAAUGUGUAUAAAAUCGUUUUUAAUUUAAAGAUCUUCUGCUUUUGAGAGUUUAGAAGGACGCAGCUUUGGGCGGGGAGGGCAAGGAAUGAAGCAAGCACAAAGCGCUCUGAGCCUCCUUGAGUCUGUGGAAUGGGUCCGUGAAGAGGCAUUUUUUGCUGUUCCCAAAGUUCAUCGCCGUUUCUAGCAAAGUAUUUUCAGCCGAGAGACUGCUUUCCUCAGCUAGGUUCCUCUUUCCCCUGAGUGCGUCUUUUCCAAAUUUAAAAUGGCAAGGUCUGUUUCUGCUAUGUGAGAAUACCCAUCGCAUGCUAACAUCUGGCAGCACGGAGCGUGUUGACUUUGGUGGUGCUGUGAGUGACGUCUCGCCCUAGGGGUGCGGUUUUGUUUUUGUUUUUUGGAGGGGGGAGAGUUUAAAAGAAACUUCUGCUCCUUCCAUUGCCUCUGCACCAGGCCCCAUGUGCCAUAAUAACUCUCCAGAGGUAGACUGAAAAGCAGCUUGGCGUGGAAUAGAGAUGACCAUACACGUGCUCCGUUUGAAAGCUUUCAGGCGAGGGUUAAGGAUGGCGUGAGCCAUGCAGCUGUCAACUUUGCAUCUCAACCUGCUUUUGGGUUUGUCUAGAAAUUGAUUCUCUGGGCUUUUCAGGUGAGGGAGUGGGGAUGAGAACAGGAGACCCCACCCACAGAGGCCGGAAAGGCCCAAUAAGUUUUGGGGCCUGAGGCAAAAAUCCAAAUGUUGCCUCUCUUCUCUCACUCCCCCACCUCUUCUCACUUGAUGGUGGUCAAAAUACAAGGAGACAGUAAAUAACUGUACAUUUUGUGGCGUUGCACCACCCUGCCUAAUUGGUCCAGGUCUGAGGGGGAUUCUUUCAUAGCUGUCAACGUUUCCCUUUUUUAAAAGGAAAUUCCCUUCUUCCGAAUAGGAUUCCUCGCAAGAAAAGGGGAAAGUUGACAGCUAUGGAUUCUUUCUCUGCCCAUUUGUAAUGAUGAACACAGUUGAGUGGUAUGGCGUGCAGCUGUUCUUUGAGGAGGUAAUAAGAGAGGCAGCAGCUUAUGCAGAAACAAAGAAAAUGGAGGGAGGAAAGUUGCCUUUUUUGUUUUUAAAAACCCCGUUACUGUGCAGAAGGCGGCUUGCCACUCAUUUAGCAAACCCGUGAGGUGAUUCCAGGGAGCCCUGGGGUUGUAUUCAACUAGGUCCUGUUCAGAGUAGACCCUUUGAGCUUGCCAAACGAUAAAGUUACUCACAUCCAUUCACUUUGGUGGGUCUACUUUGAGUAGGACAAGCCCUGAAUGCCACCCCUGCCCUUCCUCGGAGUCUCCGAAGCAAAUUGGUGCAACACCUCUCUGGGAGCAAGCAGCCCCCUUGAAGGGUCUUCUUUGGGCAUGAGCCAACUGCACAGGAUCAAAAUGAACAGGAGUCAUGUGGGAACAUGUCUGGUUAACUUCUGGAGAGCAAGGAGGAGAUCCUGGUGGAUCGUGCCCCCAGCCAAACCCAACCACUUCCCCCUUCCUUUUUUAUUUUUUAUUUUAUUGCGCUAGUUUGGACUGGUGACGGGCGGGGUAAGGAAGGUCUACUUUUAAAAUAAUGAGCUUUUGGUAAAGGUGUGUCCCCCCCCUUUAAAUUGUUAUUCUUUCUUCUCCAAAUAGUCUAUGCAUUUCCAAUGUCGAAAGCCGUUUUCUGCCGCUCUCCCCCCCCCCAACCCCACCCCUCCCUGCCCAAAAGGCACUGUGUGUUCUGCUCUGUGGACAACACUCUGAGAAUGUCAUGUGUGCAAAUUUGGACGUUUUAAAUCCAAAGUAAAUGGCAACCUAAUUUUUUUGUUUGUUUGUUUGCUUCCCCGAAGUCCCUUUCCACAUAUAUAUAUAUAUAUAAUUUUAAGUCAAGGCCAUGAUCCGCCUCAAGAAGCUUGUGUGCACAUCCCAUUGAAACCUGGGGACUUGCACAGGAGACCUUCCCAGCGGGUCAUGCGCUCUGAAGAUUUUAUUUUUUUGUUUUUAUUUUUAUUUUUUGCAUUUGUGCAAUAACUACUUGCCAUUUUAUCGGGCUAACCUUUGGACUUGCCCUGACUACUAACACAGCACAAAAUGAACUCGAAACAAAAAAAAAAAGGUGUAUUUUUUUUCCUGAGAAUAUUUUCUUUUUUAAAAAAAAAAAAUUGAUGAUAAGCUCCAUUUUACCCCCGUGUACUUGUGGUGUCCGACAUUUUUAGCAGUAUUUUAUAUAUAUAUAUAUAAAUAUUAUAUUAUUAUUAUUAUUAUUUUCCUGUAACGCACUAAGUCUUAGAUGUUUUUAGACGCUCAUUUCUUAUAUUCACAAUCACAGAUUUUAAUGAAAUAUCCUCACAAAGACCCAAUUGACCAAAAAAAGUGUCUUUUCUUUUUUUUUGUACAAGUAGCUUUGAGAAGCCCCACGUUGUGUUGCUGUGAUUUCAUCUUUUGUAACAUUUUAUUUCUUGUUCAGAAGUUUAUUAAAGAAAAAAAAAGUUUUAUAUGGCGGGCUGUGACGGAGUGGGGGGGCCUCCCUCCGUUAGGGGGGGCGGCAUUUCCUUCCUGUCUUGGGCCCGCCAUACAAUGUUCUGUUCUCAGCACUGUACAACAGUCCCUAUAUGAUAUGGAGAAGCAAUAUCACUGUACGAAACUCACAUGAUGUAUUAUUAUAAUUCACUAGCACCCUAGGUGUGAUAAUUGAAGUAAAUAUCUUUUAUACAAACAUAA